AGCUUUUCCUGCAUAGAACAGAGAGGCACAAAGUCAAGGCAUGCGAGUAAGGGCCGGGGAUCCCGAGAGGGCGCGGGCCACGCUGUGGCCGCUCCCACUCAGCGUCUGUCCCGGAGGGCAGAGGCCCAGAGGCCGAGUUGGCCGCUCCGGACGUCCGCGUACCCCAGGCCCCCGGCCGCGCUUCCACUUUUCCGCUGUUGUGUCCUUGGACUUCGCGGCGCGGAUCCUGAGCGCCCAGAAGCGGCAACGCUGGGAGCUAGAGGCUCACGGUGAGCCUGGGACCGGGACAGAGCGCGCCGGCUGCACUGAGCCGAGCUGUGGCGGUCCCUACCCGGACCCCAAGGGACGCCCGCUGCCCGCAGAGCCCGGAGCGGAUCGAGGAACUGGGUGGCGGGGCGGAGAAAAACCAAAGGUAUAUCAAGGGGUCCGAGUGAAGAUCACAGUGAAGGAGCUGCUGCAGCAAAGACGGGCACACCAGGCGGCCUCAGGGGGAACUCGGUCCGGAGGCAGCAGUGUCCACCUUUCAGACCCAGUUGCACCAUCUUCUGCAGGACUGUAUUUUGAGCCUGAACCAAUUUCUUCCACGCCCAAUUAUUUUCAACCUCGAGAAUUUUCCAGCUGUGUUUCAUGUGAAGAAAACUCAAGCUGCCUCGACCAGAUCUUCGAUUCCUACCUUCAGACAGAGAUGCACCCGGCAGAGCCUUUGCUCAAUUCCAUUCAAAGUACUCCACACCAUUUCCCAGACAGCUUCCAAGCCGCCCCUUUCUGCUUUAACCAGAGCCUGAUCCCGGGAUCGCCUUCAAAUUCCUCCACUCUCUCUGGCUCCUUAGACUACAGUUACUCACCAGUUCAGCUGCCUUCAUAUGCUCCAGAGAAUUACAAUUCCCCUACUUCGCUGGACACCAGAAACUGUGGCUACCCCCCCGAAGACCAUUCCUACCACCACUUGCCCUCGCACGCCCAGUACAGCUGCUUCUCCUCAGCCACCGCCUCCAUCUGUUACUGCGCAUCGUGUGAGGCAGAGGACCUGGAUGCGCUCCAGGUGGCACAGUACCUCUACCCGAGCACAGACUGUGUGGACUUUGCCCCCUCAGCAGCCACCACCACUGAUUUCUAUCAGAGGGAAACAAACUGUGACAUCUGCUAUAGUUAAUAGAAAUUACAGUAAUUCGGAACAUGGCAUGGGUAUAUCUAUUUUUCUACCACGUCUAGAUGACACUGCAAAAUAUGCAACUUGGUAACACAAUAUCCCAAGAACAGUUUACAUGUCACUAUUCCCAAUUUUCUGAUGCAAACCUAGCCAUAUGAAGUCCUCAAACCGGGUCAUAGUGCCACUCCUACUUUGUUUGCUCAUAGUUUAAAUUUUUGUAGACAACUUUCAAUUGUUUUACCUUUUUGUGUAACGAACAAAUGCUCUCUCCUUUUUUAUUAAUAAAUAAUUUUGUAUUACUAAA
This is a messenger RNA of Saimiri boliviensis boliviensis (Bolivian squirrel monkey), 1454 nucleotides long. The record is from RefSeq and is a predicted model, not a curated record. Lineage: Eukaryota; Metazoa; Chordata; Mammalia; Primates; Cebidae.